Molecule: messenger RNA, 1169 nt
Organism: Schizosaccharomyces octosporus yFS286
Lineage: Eukaryota; Fungi; Ascomycota; Schizosaccharomycetes; Schizosaccharomycetales; Schizosaccharomycetaceae
Exons: 1
Coding region: 85-582 (165 amino acids)
Source: RefSeq, a predicted model, not a curated record
AUAAUUUACGAACUUCCAUGUCGUACUAUAAAGGUUAGGACCAUUUGUUACAUUUAGCAUAGUAGCCCUUCAACAACCAUCAAUAUGUCUCUGACCUUUAGGCCCGUACAACAGGAUGAAUUGAAGGAUAUUUGCAAACAAUUCACUUCCAGUAUAUCUGCUGAAUUUGAUGACAACACAUUUAUUUGUGAUUUGGAAGAAAGUGAUCUUUUUGCGGAAGAAGGAACAUCUCAAGUGUUCACAUUUCAGAAAAACGUGCUUUUACUCCCGAUCGACGUUCCUGACGGAGUUGAACUUCGUAUUUUAGAAGAAAAUGUAUCUAUUCCCUUGGAAUCUUUCCAGUCAGUCCCUGUUGCUGCCAAUGAGCAUUGCUUUUUGUCUUGGGAGAAAGUACCAUUAAGACAAAGGAUUAAGACAUUGACAAAAGCUCAGAUGAAUGAGAAUCAAGAUGAUGAAGCCAAAUGGACUGGAUUAUUCAUAAAGUUUGGCAUCAACUCAACUAAUGCCGAUGAUGACUUCAAAGCGGCCACUUCAGAGAUCAAUUUUGAUGUACCAGUGGGACAGAAAUUGGUGAUCCCUUGAUUUUCAUAUGCUUUCUAACUUUGAUUUGAUUCCUUUAUCUGGUUCCUUUAACACGUAAAGCGAUUAUGCUUGUCUCUGAAAGGCGAUUGAUAAAUUAAACCUUCCCUUGUUUUCUCGCAGGAACUUCAAACAAGCAAUUUGAUUAUCUAUUGGUAAGAGCAACCCUUGCUAGUUUAACUUUUGGAUGUAAUACAAUUAUUAUGACUAUACAAGAGAAUGUUUUCAAGGGUGUAACUUGUAUCCCUCUCAGAUGAGUUGCAUUCAUUUAAUGGAACCGAUUCUUUACGAUUUUCACAUAGAGAUGAUUCUCAUGACACAUUAUUUGAAUAUAUUUUCUCCUGUUAAAUAACCAACAUUUGUAUCUUUUGGUUGGCAGAGCUAUUUUGAGCGACAGUAAAAAAAAAGGAAACUAUGACCCUUAGAAAUCUAACUAUUAAAGUAAUAUUAAAAGAAAUAUAGAAAGAAAUGCUAGAAUUUAGGAUUAAAUUAAGUAUUAAGUUUUAGAGCUGGACUGAACGCAGUUUAUUUUUCACGAAUAUUUGAAGCUUUAAAGAUCAAACAAAUUAAUUUAAUAAAUGUAUUUUCUA